AGUGUUUUGAGGUACAAAUAUCUGAUGGGAUUAUUCUAGCUUAAAUAUAAUUCUUCCUUUGAAGACAAUUAGGUGAUGGCUAAACCGAAUCCGGAUUUCAAGGGGCUCGCUGAGGACACUGACGAAUCUGACGUAGAGUUUCAACCUCUGUAUGAUGACAAUGAUGAUUUAGACCAAAGAACAGCUCAAGAAACAAAAGGAUGGAAUCUUUUUCGGGAGAUUCCGGUGAAGAAGGAGAGUGGGUCCAUGGUUUCGUAUUCUUGGGUGGAGACCGGAGUCAAAUUUCUGAAAUUUUUAGCAUACAUUAUCACCUUCGCAGCUGUCUUAGGUUCCGCAGUAAUUUCUAAAGGGACAUUGCUUUUUAUUACUUCUCAGCUGAAGAAAGGAAGGCACAUAAGUCAUUGCAAUAAAGCGUUAGCGUUAGAUCAGCAAUUUAUAACGGUCCAUACUUUGGAAGAACGUAUAACAUGGCUUUGGGCUGCGUUCAUAGUGUUUGCAGUCCCAGAGGUGGGCCUGUUUCUUAGAAGUGUUCGAAUAUGCUUUUUCAAAACUGCCAGAAAACCUGAAGUUCUACAUUUGCUUGUGGCGUUCGCGGUAGACACAUUGCAAACAAUUGGAGUGGCAAUUCUUGUGCUCAUAAUAUUGCCAGAACUGGACGUCGUUAAAGGGGCUAUGUUAAUGAACGCUGUUUGCGUAAUCCCUGGUCUACUAAACGCGUUUACGAGGAGCAGCGCCGAGCCUCGGUACCCUAUAAUGAUGAUAUUGGACGUACUGGCAAUUUCCGCUCAGGUCACAGCCUUUGUUGUUUGGCCUCUUCUGGAUGGUACUCCGGCAUUAUGGUGUACACCGUUUGCAUGUUUUCUGAUUUCACUUGGUUGGUGGGAGAAUUUCGCAGGCUCUAUUAGUAAACAUACUUCAGUUUCCAUGAUAUAUCUUUGUGAACUACGAGAUGGUAUAAAGAGGUCACGUUAUUACACACAAAGGAUGCUUUCGAUUUGGAAAAUAAUUGUUUUCAUGAUCACCAUUUUGGUUUCAUUAAAACUUCAAGAUGAUGAUCCAUUCACUUUCUUUACUCGUGCGAACGAAGCUUUCGGAGACCGACUAUAUACAGUCCAUGAAAUACAAGUUAUACUUCAAGAUCUUUACCAUGGAGCUUUAGAUUACGCACUCACGGGAGGGAGUUUUAAACUAGGCGUCACUUGGUCUUCCGCAUUGUGGGUGUCAUUUAUUCAAAUCGGAAUGGCCUACGUCUGUUACGCGAGUGGAAAGUUUGCUUGCAAGAUUCUUAUACAAAAGUUCAGCUUCACGUUUGCACUGAGUCUCGUUGGACCAGUCACAGUAAAUUUCCUAAUUUACUUCUGCGGAAGGAGGAAUGCGGAUCCAUGCGCUUUUCGCGACACUAUACCGGAAUAUUUAUUCUUCGACAUACCUCCAGUUUAUUUCCUUAGGGUCUACAUUACGCAGGAAAUGGUGUGGAUAUGGCUUCUUUGGUUAAUAUCUCAGGCCUGGAUAACGAUGCACGCGUGGCAGCCGCGAUGUGAGCGCGUUGCAGCCACGGAUAAAUUGUUUGCUAAACCGUGGUAUUGCGGCCCUCUGGUAGACCAGUCUCUCUUGCUCUACAGGACUAAAGACGAUGAAAACGAAUUGCAAGCAGAAGAUUUCAAGGACAUCGAUGAUGCGGGUAGAAUAUCCAAUGCUAGUUCAAUAAAAGUAAUGACCGAUGUUAAACCUUCCGAUUCUAUUACCAGGAUUUAUAUUUGCGCAACGAUGUGGCACGAAACAAAAGACGAGAUAAUGGAAUUCUUAAAGUCUAUUUUCCGUUUGGACGAAGAUCAAAGUGCGCGACGUGUUGCUCAAAAAUAUUUGGGUAUUAUCGAUCCAGAUUAUUACGAACUAGAAGCUCACAUAUUCAUGGAUGACGCCUUUGAAGUAUCUGAUCAUAGUGCAGAAGAUUCCCAAGUGAAUCGCUUCGUCAAAUGUCUCGUGGAAUCAGUAGACGAGGCGGCAUCUGAAGUUCACUUAACCAACGUAAGGCUUCGGCCGCCAAAGAAAUAUCCAACACCUUAUGGCGGGAAAUUGAUAUGGAUUUUACCGGGAAAGAAUAAAAUGAUUUGCCAUUUGAAAGACAAGGCGAAGAUAAGACACAGAAAGCGAUGGUCACAGGUAAUGUACAUGUAUUAUUUCCUCGGUCACCGGCUGAUGGACCUACCUCUAUCGGUAGACCGCAAGGAAGUUAUAGCUGAAAACACGUAUCUGCUCGCUCUUGACGGUGACAUUGAUUUCAAGCCAAUAGCUGUUACAUUACUAAUUGAUCUUAUGAAAAAGGAUAAAAAUUUAGGUGCUGCUUGCGGUCGAAUUCAUCCAGUUGGUUCAGGGUUUAUGUCGUGGUACCAAAUGUUCGAGUACGCGAUAGGACAUUGGCUGCAAAAGGCAACCGAACACAUGAUUGGCUGCGUACUUUGUAGUCCUGGUUGCUUCUCACUUUUUAGAGGAAAAGCUCUGAUGGACGAUAACGUUAUGAAAAAAUAUACAUUAACUUCCAGCGAAGCGAGACAUUACGUACAAUAUGAUCAAGGGGAAGACCGAUGGCUUUGCACUCUAUUGCUACAGCGAGGUUACAGAGUCGAAUACUCUGCGGCGUCAGAUGCGUACACCCAUUGUCCAGAAAGGUUUAACGAGUUCUUCAACCAACGCCGACGAUGGGUGCCUUCGACUAUGGCCAACAUUUUCGAUUUGCUGGCCGAUUCCAAACGGACGGUCGAAGUCAACGACAACAUAUCCACAUUAUAUAUAGUAUAUCAGAUGAUGUUAAUGCUGGGUACGAUAUUGGGUCCUGGAACAAUCUUCCUCAUGAUGAUAGGAGCAAUCAACGCCAUCACCGGUUUGAGCAAUCUAAACGCGCUCAUGCUCAACUCGGUCCCUAUCCUGCUGUUCUUGCUAAUUUGUUUGACAUGCAAAUCUGAAGUGCAGCUUCAAGUGGCAGGUGUCAUAACUUGUAUAUACGCCAUGGUGAUGUUGAUGGUCAUCGUGGGAGUGGCGCUUCAAAUAGUCGAAGAUGGUUGGAUGGCACCAUCUAGUUUAUUCUUCGUGGCAACAUUCGGAAUAUUCUUCACCACAGCUGCGCUGCAUCCCCAAGAGAUUAUAUGUUUGGCGUAUAUCGUUAUAUACUACAUAACAAUUCCGAGCAUGUACAUGUUGCUUAUCAUCUAUUCGUUGUGCAACCUCAAUAACGUCACAUGGGGGACGCGGGAGGUGGCGCAAAAGAAGACACUAAAGGAAAUGGAGAUGGAAAAGAAGACAUCCGAGGUGGCCAAAAAGAAAAUGGAUAAUCAGAGUAUCACGAGAUGGUUCAGCAAAUCCGAAGAGCAAACCGGUUCGCUGGAAUUCUCAAUUUCGGGUCUAUUCAAAUGUUUGCUGUGCACUAACCCUAAUGAUCACAAGGAGGACUUGCACUUACUUCAGAUCGCCAACACCCUAGAGAAGCUUGAAAAGAGAUUGGACUCAUUAGGUGCACCACCAGAGGUAGAAAAAAUGCAACGUCGGCGAUCUUCAAUGGGUCUCCGAGGUGAUACCUUAUCCAUGCUGCCAGAAUACGAAGACAGUGAACAUUCAGCCGAUAUACCGAGAGAAGAAAGAGACGAUCUUAUUAACCCGUACUGGAUUGAAGACCCGAAUCUACAAAAAGGUGAAGUUGAUUUUUUGACGACAGCUGAAACCGAAUUUUGGAAAGAUUUGAUAGAUUCAUACCUUCGCCCCAUUGACGAGAAUAAAGAUGAACAGGAUCGGAUAGCAACGGACUUAAAGAAUUUGCGUGACACUAUGGUGUUUGCGUUCAUGAUGUUAAACGCAAUGUUUGUGCUCGCGAUCUUCCUGCUUCAGCUCAGACAGAACCAGUUGCAUCUCAAGUGGCCGUUCGGACAGAAGGUCAAGAUUAUGUAUGACAGCGACAACAACGUUGUGCAAAUCGAACGUGAAUACUUGAUGUUAGAGCCCAUAGGAUCGGUGUUGAUUCUGUUCUUUGGUUCCGUGAUGGCCAUACAGUUUGCUGGCAUGUUGUUCCAUCGAUUUACAACCAUCACACAUUUACUGGCCACCAUCGAACUCAACUGGUAUUUCACCAAGAGAACUGACGAUCUAUCUGAAGAUGCACAAUUCGAGAGGAAUGCGGUGGAAAUUGCGAAGGACUUACAGAAAUUGAACGUAGACGAUUUAGAAAGGCGAGGAGUCGACGACUCCAAAGUAUCCCGCCGCAAGACACUCCACAAGCUGGAACAAGCGCGGGACAAUAAAACGAGUGUCAUCAAUCUCGAUGCCAACUUCAAGAGAAGACUUACUAUACUUCAUAAUGCUGACCCUGAAAUGGUAACGAGGCUACCGUCGCUCGGAGGGAACUCGGCGUCUCGACGCGCGACCUUACGUGCUUUGAUGACCAGAAGAGAUUCGGUUAUAGCGGAGAAGCGACGCUCGCAGGCCGCGAGGGAUUCUGCCGCAGGAUAUAUUUACGACGAGCCGAUCACUGCGAUGAACAACAUGGCGUUGGCGGGUGGGUCGUCGAUGGGCUCGUACGUGAACAAAGGCUACGAGCCGGCACUCGAUAGCGACGAUGACAUGACGCCGCUGCCUCGACGCAGCAACGUGCGCUUCCGAGACAAUUCGUACACGCUGAGCGGGCCUUCGAGCGACAACCAUAUGCACUUUUAAUCACUUGUACCCAGUGAUAAACUGGCGAAAAAGCUCCGAGACAUAGAACUAGCCCGCAUUGCGAAAGAAACGCGCGAUUUUUAUUCUCUCGAUUUAUAUUCUGCGAACAGAUUUUCAAUUAACGUGCAGGUCAAUGAGAAUAAAGAAAUAUUAUGAAUAGAAGAGUCACACAUCGCGCCGCCGGUCGCUUCUAACUGUAGCAUGCUCUGUAUAUUUCCAUUCAUUUAUUUCAGUCAGAUGAUUUGCCAGUCAUGCCGCUUGAUAUUUAGCGCGACGCGACUGUCCUGUGUCCAACUCGUAACUGGUGUAAUUCCUAAUAAAAAAAAAACUUAAAAUUCCUUACGAGUUUUGUCAUACUACAACGCGUGUAAUUUGAAUCAAACCAAAUAUUCAAUUCUGUAACACUUACAAAGUUACAAUCAUAAAGAGAUCCAUAUACUUGCGAUAGAAUAUUGACGCGGUAAAUAAACGGGGAAACGGGGCGGAAUUAAUAUGCGCGAACUUUUUCUUGAUUAUGAAGACACCAGGAAAUUUAUUCGCAGUGCGUCAUGAAAUGUCGUACGCAGAAUGUAAAUCGCGAGAGCAAAAAUCGUGCUGACGUUGUCCGCAGUACGGGCUAGCUCUUUCUUAUUAGGCUUAUUCAAACGACUCAUCUUCAUUUUACAACUGUCUCUACUAAAGUUCUGUUUAUUUAAAAACAUGCACAAGAACCUCUUAAAAGAGUAUUUAUGUCUGUAAAAUGUGACUUCCAUUGUGAUUAGUGUAUAUCUAAAUUUAUCUUUAAAAUAAUAAAAGCAAUUGAAAAUUUG
Pararge aegeria (speckled wood butterfly) is the source of this 5510-nucleotide messenger RNA. Its product is annotated as chitin synthase chs-2-like. NCBI's taxonomy places the organism in Eukaryota, Metazoa, Arthropoda, Insecta, Lepidoptera, Nymphalidae. The record is from RefSeq and is a predicted model, not a curated record. Bases 76 to 4701 code for a protein of 1541 amino acids. Gene Ontology annotation, cellular component: cell septum; cell periphery. The transcript has 24 exons. Gene Ontology annotation, molecular function: chitin synthase activity.